Zerene cesonia (dogface butterfly) is the source of this 671-nucleotide messenger RNA. RefSeq lists its product as uncharacterized. The record is from RefSeq and is a predicted model, not a curated record. Gene Ontology annotation, molecular function: odorant binding. The transcript is spliced from 5 exons. The coding region runs from base 80 to 601 and encodes 173 amino acids. NCBI's taxonomy places the organism in Eukaryota, Metazoa, Arthropoda, Insecta, Lepidoptera, Pieridae.
GGGUCAUCAUUGCAUGGUAUAAAGCUGUGCAAAACCAAACGCUAACGCAUAUCAUCAAAUACCUUUGACAGGUACAAGAAUGUGGACAUUCAAUUGUUUUUUCGUUUUUCUGACAAUACUACAGGGGGUGUUUUUACAAGGAAUGCGGCCACCACCCUGCGGUCCGCCUCCUCAAGACAAACCAUUCGAGUGCUGUAAAAUACCACAACUGUUUAAUGAAGAGGAUCGAAAAGAAUGUGGUGUUGAUAUAGCCGAGAGUAGAGAGCAAGCAUCUAGACCUGAUUGCUCCAAACUAGUGUGCCUGUUUAAAAAAAACAAGUUAAUGAAAGACGAUAAUACAGUGGAUAAAGAAGCAUUUGCAGCCUUUGCAGAUAAAUGGGGUGAAGAAAACAGUGAUUUUAAAGAUGCUGUUGAAUUAGUGAAGAAAAACUGUUUAAAAGAUGAUGGGCCAAAGGGAGCAAUGUUCUGUGAACCGGGGAAAAUUGUUGGUUGCAGCUUUUUUGUUACCUUUGAUAAUUGUCCUAAUUGGGAAAAGAGCGAUAAAUGCAAUGACGUCAAAGAAUAUAUGCAGAAAUGUAAAGAAAAGUUUGAAAACGCUUAAAUUUUCCUAUAUUUUUCUUGUACUUAUAUAAAUUUUAUUAUCUUAUAAACAAUAAAGCGUGCAUAGCCAG